This is a messenger RNA of Echinops telfairi (small Madagascar hedgehog), 1388 nucleotides long. It is a transcript of the gene PON1, whose product is annotated as paraoxonase 1. NCBI's taxonomy places the organism in Eukaryota, Metazoa, Chordata, Mammalia, Afrosoricida, Tenrecidae. The transcript is spliced from 9 exons. The record is from RefSeq and is a predicted model, not a curated record. Gene Ontology annotation, cellular component: extracellular region. The coding region runs from base 68 to 1135 and encodes 355 amino acids. Gene Ontology annotation, molecular function: aryldialkylphosphatase activity; arylesterase activity.
UGCAAGCGAGCACAGACGCAGGUCUUUCUGUGCAUCCACACAGGCGGAGGGCUGGCUGCUGAUAGUCAUGGCGAAACUGGUGGUUCUCACGCUUCUGGGGCUGGGACUAGGACUCAUCAGGGACUACCGAUCUUCUUACCAGUCUCGACUUAAUGCUGGGCGAGAGGUGACACAGGUGGAACUUCCUAAUUGCAAUUUAAUUAAAGGGAUAGACAGCGGUGCUGAAGACUUGGAGAUUCUUCCUAACGGGCUGGCUUUCCUGAGUACUGGGUUGAAAUAUCCUGGAAUAAAGAGCUUUGAACCCAACAAGCCUGGAAAAAUCCUACUGAUGACCCUGAAUGAGACAAACCCAGCAGUUUUGGAAUUGAAGAUCAUUGGCAGUAACUUCGAUGUUUCUUCAUUUAACCCUCAUGGGAUCAGCACAUUCACAGAGGAAGAUAAUACUGUGUACCUGCUGGUGGUGAACCAUCCAGAAUCUAAGUCCACAGUGGAGGUGUUUAAAUUUCAAGAAGAAGAAAAAUCACUUUUGCAUCUGAAAACCAUCAGACAUGACCUUAUGCCUAAUUUGAAUGACCUCAUCGCUGUGGGACCAGAGAAGUUUUAUGCCACAAAUGACCACUAUUUCGUGAACCCCUAUUUACGAUCCUGGGAGCUGUAUCUGGGGUUAGCGUGGUCCUAUGUUGUUUACUACAGCCCGAAUGAUGUCCGUGUUGUUGCAGACAAAUUUGAUUUUGCUAAUGGGAUCAACAUUUCACCUGAUGGCAAGUAUGUCUAUAUAGCUGAAUUGCUGGCUCAUAAGAUUCAUGUGUAUGAAAAGCACGCUAAUUGGACUUUAACUCCAUUGAAGUGGCUGACCUUCAACACACUGGUGGAUAACAUUUUGGUGGACCCGGUGACCGGGGACCUUUGGGUCGGAUGCCAUCCUGACGGCACAAGAAUCUUCUUCUAUGAUGAAGAGAAUCCUCCUGCAUCGGAGGUGAUUCAAAUCCGGGAUAUCUUAAGCGAUGAACCCAAAGUAACAGUGGUUUAUGCAGAUAAUGGCAGAGUGUUGCAAGGAAGCACAGUCGCCUCUGUGUAUAAAAGGAAGCUGCUGAUUGGCACCGUCUUCCAAAAAGCUCUUUACUGUGAGCUCUGACAGGCCUGUGUGCACUGUGCACCAGGAAAGCCAAGCCCAUCAUUUCUAACCCGCUGCCACGUCGUAUGGGUUACUUUGAGCUCAUCUGCUGACUGAACAUGGACCCUGAAGUGGACCUCACGAGGAAUCAGAGUGCUUUUUAACUGGGAGCAGAUGCAAUGGCUUUUCUGAGUCUGAACGUCAGAAUACUUGAAAAUUUCACUUACCAAUAAAAAAAUCCUUCCCAAUAAAAUGGCUUCAAAUAUCCUGUUAA